Molecule: messenger RNA, 917 nt
Organism: Folsomia candida
Lineage: Eukaryota; Metazoa; Arthropoda; Collembola; Entomobryomorpha; Isotomidae
Gene: MagR
Product: iron-sulfur cluster assembly 1 homolog, mitochondrial
Exons: 4
Coding region: 292-717 (141 amino acids)
Biological process (GO): iron-sulfur cluster assembly
Cellular component (GO): mitochondrion; cytoplasm
Molecular function (GO): 2 iron, 2 sulfur cluster binding
Source: RefSeq, a predicted model, not a curated record
AGCACGUGAAUCUCAGUCAGCGGUAGCACUUCACUUUGCUCGAAAUAAAUAACAAAACUCAAUUUGUGUAAACUUACUGCAAAAUUGUAGUGCAACUUUCACUCAAGUUUGAUAAGUCACUUAUCUCUUGUAGACUUUGACCUUUUGGAGUGAAGUGAAAUCAAGAUGACUUAAAUUUUAUUGUCCAUUUUUUUCGUCAUCCUCGUGAUUCUUGUCUUGUGACGACGUAGGAAAAAGUUGCUGUGAAUUUUUUUUUGCAAAUCCUACAUCUGUACCUGAAUAGCUGAGAGAAUGUGGGCAACAAGUCAGUUGAUUCGUCAAUAUGGGACGAAAGUCGUGGCGACUGCGACAGUUAAGGGGGUCAAAAGUGGAAAGAGACUUAUUCCUACAAGGGCUGCCUUAACUUUGACACCGUCAGCAAUCAGCAGGAUUAAGUCGUUGCUAAAAGAAAAACCAGAAUCGAUUGGUCUUAAAAUUGGGGUCAGGCAAAGGGGGUGCAACGGACUGAGCUAUACGUUGGAGUAUGCCGAAAAGAAGACAGCGAUGGAUGAAGAAGUUGUGCAAGAUGGUGUCCGUGUCCUAAUUGAUCAGAAGGCUCAAUUGACCCUGCUUGGAACAGAAAUGGACUUUCAAGAAGGUCAACUCGCCUCAGAAUUUGUAUUUAAUAACCCAAACAUAAAAGGAACGUGUGGGUGUGGCGAAAGUUUCUCUAUUUAGCAGGCUGUUUUAAAAGAUAAGUACUAAUCGAUCGCAACUCGGCGUACUUAAGUUAGUAGUGGACAAAAAAAUCUCAAAUUGUUUUCGUGAAAGAUUUAUAAAAAGAGCUACAUAUUACAUAUUAUGCAAAUAACACUUCGUCAUGUUAAAUUUCUAGUCGACUCUUGCAAUAAUAAAAUCGUAUAUUUUAUUUUCCAUAA